This is a messenger RNA of Dioszegia hungarica, 2604 nucleotides long. Its product is annotated as adaptin N terminal region-domain-containing protein. The coding region runs from base 1 to 2604 and encodes 867 amino acids. Gene Ontology annotation, biological process: receptor-mediated endocytosis; intracellular protein transport; Golgi to vacuole transport. Gene Ontology annotation, cellular component: membrane coat; AP-1 adaptor complex; Golgi apparatus. Gene Ontology annotation, molecular function: clathrin-cargo adaptor activity. The record is from RefSeq and is a predicted model, not a curated record. The transcript is spliced from 14 exons. NCBI's taxonomy places the organism in Eukaryota, Fungi, Basidiomycota, Tremellomycetes, Tremellales, Bulleribasidiaceae.
AUGGAUAAGCUCGCAGCGACCAUCGCGGCCUCGGGGGGGCACUACAACUUGAAAGCUUUGAUCAAGGCUAUUCGAUCAUGCAAGACCUUGGCCGACGAACGCGCGGUGAUACAGAAGGAGUCCGCUGCAAUCCGCACCUCGUUUAAAGAGGAAGACACCUUUGCGCGCCAUAACAAUAUCGCCAAGCUCCUCUACAUCCACAUGCUCGGCUACCCGGCACACUUUGGGCAGAUUGAAUGCCUGAAGCUGGUCGCCAGUCCUCGUUUUGCGGAUAAGCGGUUGGGGUACCUGGGGAUCAUGUUGUUGCUGGACGAGAAUCAGGAGGUCUUGACACUCGUGACGAACUCGUUGAAAAACGACAUGAAUCACUCGAACAUGUAUGCCGUCGGUCUGGCACUCUGUACCUUUGCCAACAUCUCGUCAGAGGAGAUGAGCCGGGAUUUGGCGAAUGAGAUUGAGAAGCUCUUGGGGAGUAGCAACUCUUACGUUCGGAAAAAGGCCGCCCUCUGUGCUCUUCGCAUCAUCCGUCGUGUACCCGACCUCAUGGAUCACUUCACCACCAAAGCCAAGGCGCUUCUGCAGGACCGGAAUCACGGUGUCCUGCUCGCUGGAAUCACGCUCGUCACUGAGAUGUGUGCACUGGACGAGGGAGUGUGCAACGAGUUCAGACAAGCCACCGGUCUGCUCGUCAAACACCUGAAAACGCUCGUCACUACCGGUUACUCGCCAGAACAUGACGUUGGCGGCAUCACAGAUCCUUUCCUCCAGGUCAAGAUACUGCGAUUGUUGCGGCUGCUAGGUCAGGGAGAUGCGAGGGCGAGCGAGGAGAUGAACGAUAUACUAGCGCAGGUUGCUACCAACACCGACGCUACCAAAAACGUCGGGAACUCGAUCCUCUACGAGACAGUCUUGACUGUUCUGGAUAUCGAGGCGGAUAGUGGAUUGCGGGUGAUGGCUAUCAAUAUCCUCGGAAAGUUCCUCUCCAACCGGGAUAACAACAUCCGCUACGUCGCCCUCAACACCCUCAUGAAGGUCGUCUCGAUGGACACCCAGGCCGUCCAGCGACACCGGAACACCAUCCUCGAUUGUCUCCGCGACGGCGACAUCUCGAUCCGCCGUCGAGCCCUCGAAUUAUCCUACGCACUCAUCAAUGACCAAAACAUCCGGAUCAUGACGCGCGAGCUGCUCAACUUUUUGGAAGUGGCGGAUAACGAGUUCAAGCAGGGCUUGACGACGCAGAUCUCGUUGGCGGCGGAACGAUUCGCGCCGAAUAAGCGGUGGCAGAUUGAUACGGUUCUGAGGACGCUCAAGCUUGCCGGAAACUUUGUUCGAGAAGAGAUACUAGCGGCUUUCAUCCGCUUGGUCUGCCAUACCCCCGAACUACAGUUCUAUACCGCUCAUCGCCUAUAUUCGGCCUUGUCUGCGGAUCUGUCGCAGGAGACGUUGACUUUGGCGGCGGUGUGGAUCAUCGGAGAGUUUGCGGAUGUCCUGCUUCAAGGUGGGAGCAUGGAGGAUGGCGAGGAAGUCAAACAGGCGACCGACGCAUCCCUUGUCGAUCUCCUAGACCUCGUCCUCAACUCCCCAUACACCAAUACCCUUACACGCCAGUUCGUCCUCACCGCCGCUGCUAAGCUAUCCGCACGGCUCGCCGAGCUCAACACUGCCUCGGCAAGCGCAGAGCAGGACCGGAUUGCCGUGAUGCUCGCUGGGUUCAGCGGGAACCUCGAGCUGGAGAUCCAGCAGCGUGCGGUAGAAUUUGGAAGUCUGUUCAGUCGGGGAGAUGUUCGCGCGGGAGUGCUGGAGCGGAUGCCGCCACCUGAGAUCAGGGCGACUAUCAUGGGCGGAACAGCGAGCGAGAGGAAACCGGUCGGGUCGACACGGACGGACGUGGGCUCGCUUGUCGACCUUAUUGGCGACGAGGCGCCAUCUGCCGGCGGACCAGCUACGAACGGCUCCACCUCCGGACCGUCGACACAUGACCUCCUCGCGGACAUCUUUGGCUCGAGCAGCGACUCUACACCCGCUGCUUCAUCAGCGACGGGCGGAAGCAGCAACGCCAAUGCCGACAUUCUUUCCCUCUUUGGCUCAUCCUCUUCCACACCAGCCACAUCCGGGCCCCCACCACGUCAGCCAGCGCAAUCAUCAGGCUCCAACUCGCUAUUCGACCUCGGUGAUUCUUCAUCCUCCGCUCCUCCCGCUCCGACCCCUGCUCCCGCGCCGGCACCGGCACCGACGCAGCAACGACAGCAAUUGCAGUCGUACCCCGCGUACGAGAAGCAUGGUCUCAAGAUUACGUUGACGCCUCGGACGGCACCGGGGCAGCCGGGGAUGGUGCAGAUUCUGGCGAGGUUUACGAGUUCGGAGGGCGCGCAGGGGGUCAAUUUCCAGGUGGCGGUACCGAAGACGCAACAACUACAAAUGCAGGCUAUGUCGAAUUCGGACGUCGCGCAAGGCGGGACAGAAACGCAGCAAUUGCGGAUAGCGGCGCCUCCAGGCGCUCAAAUACGACUUCGGAUGCGGAUAUCUUUCAGCAAGAAUGGGGAGAAUAUCACGGACCAGGCGGACUUUGCGGGUUUCCCGGCUGAUCUGACGGCUGCUAAGUAG